AUGUCUCCUAGUGCAGAUAAUGAAGGCUUCGAGGUCGGCAUGAGCGGAUGCGAUGAUAGUAGCCGCGAUAACAUCGUUGAAAACGUGGUCAUUGUCGGCGCCGGCCCUGCAGGAUUGACACUGGGAUCAAAUCUCGCUCGGUAUGGCAUCAGGUCAAAAAUCAUAGAUGAUAGGGAUGAUAAAACUUCGACGGGACGAGCAGAUGGCCUUCAACCAAAAACGAUAGAGACUUUUCGCCAAUUUAGGCUGGCAGAUCCCCUUCUUCAAAAAGGCGUCAAGAUUUACGAUAUGUGUUUCUGGAGUUCUACAUCUACUACGGCCUUGCACAGGACCAGGAGAGAAGUCCACUACCCUGACCAAGUGGAUGUCAAGGACCCUUUCAUCCUUCUUGUUCAUCAAGGCAUGGUGGAAGACAUUUUCAUUGAAGAUAUGAAGGAGCGAGGGAUUGAAGUCACCAGGAGUUCACCAUUUAUCCGGUACAAGACCAAAGACCAGCCAGAUUCCCCCAUAGAAGCCAUUUGCGAAAAUAAGAAGACAGCGUCCAAUUACUCAAUCAAGACUACGUAUCUGGUCGGUUGCGAUGGCGCCCACUCAAAUGUCCGAAAGGGUAUUCCUAGCGCGCAAAUGGUAGGGGAGAGUAGGAAUUCCAAGUGGGGAGUUAUUGAUGGUGUGAUUGAAACCGAUUUCCCGGACCUUUGGAGCAAGGUUGUCAUUCACUCCGAAACCGCAGGAACCGUCCUAUGCAUUCCUCGGGAGAGGAACAUGACCAGAUUGUAUAUUGAGCUAGAUCGCUCGUUGACAGAUAGUGUACCAGCUCAAGCUACGCAGGAACACAUGAUGAAGAAAGCGCAAGAGAUCAUGUUCCCUUUUUCCGUCACUUGGACUAGUAUUGAAUGGUUUAGUGUGUACAACGUCGGUCAACGGGUAGCUAGCACCUUCACAGACGAGAGCGAGCGAGUGUUCAUUGCAGGAGACGCUGCGCAUACGCAUUCUCCAAAAGCCGCUCAAGGCAUGAACACGUCAAUGCACGACGCAUUCAAUCUUUCAUGGAAGCUUAAUCUCGCAGUCCGCGGCCUCUCAAAACCGAGCCUUAUCUCCACGUACCAACACGAGAGACGGAAGAUCGCCCAAGACCUGAUCGACUUCGACUUCGAACACGCGGCCGCCUUUGUUGGUGGUGACUCCAAGGCUCUCGCCGAGAACUUCGCAACAAAUAUCGGCUUUAUUUCUGGUGUAGGGGCCAAAUAUGCCCCAAACAUCCUUAACGUCCCUGAAGAACAUCCCAGAGGGGCAUUGCGGGCGGGUCAAUUGGUGCCACCCGCCCAAGUCACCCGCUACAUCGAUGCAAACCCGGUCGAUAUUCAGCUCGAUAUUCCCAUGUUGGGCCAAUUCAGAUUAUAUUUCUUCGUGUCAGACAUUCACUUGUCUGCACACUUUCUCUCUGCAGUUUGCUCCCAUAUCUCAUCCACAGAUUCGGUGCUGGGACGCUCUACGUUGACGGCGGCAAAGUCCUACGCGGCUCUCCAUCUCCCACCCGUUGAGGCCGACCAAUUCAUCCAGCCGAGCCGCUAUACCGCAGCUUCCCAGCUAUUCAGUUUUGCCACCGUGACGGAGAUGGAGAAGUCACGCGUUGAGAUUGCACACCUGCCAUCCCUGCUGCAGAAGAGCCGGUGGACAUUCUAUCUCGAUGAUCUGAGAGACUCGAAGAGUGGCCUAACAUGCACGGAGAAAUGGCUGGGCAGUGUCGCUGGCAAUCAAGUUGCUGUUGUGAAUGUCAGGCCUGAUGGGUAUGUUGGGAGUAUAGGGAGAUUUGAUUGUGGCGAGGCUGUGACCGCUUGCCACUGGUUAGAUGCGUAUUAUGAAGGUUUUUUGAAAGGAUAG
This is a messenger RNA of Cladophialophora bantiana CBS 173.52, 1881 nucleotides long. RefSeq lists its product as uncharacterized. The record is from RefSeq and is a predicted model, not a curated record. The transcript is spliced from 6 exons. Gene Ontology annotation, molecular function: FAD binding. The coding region runs from base 1 to 1881 and encodes 626 amino acids. NCBI's taxonomy places the organism in Eukaryota, Fungi, Ascomycota, Eurotiomycetes, Chaetothyriales, Herpotrichiellaceae.